ACCGGAUGAUGAGCACGAUGGACGUGGAGGCGUCGCUGGCGUCCACAGUGAAGGUGCAGGAGGCGUUCCGAACGCUCGCGCUGCUGCAGCUUACUUACACAUUGUUUCCUAAAAGCGCCGAGGUAUCAGACGGCGACUGCUUCGACUACGUGAUAGUGGGGGGCGGCGGCGCAGGCUGCGUGCUGGCCAACCGGCUGUCUGAGCAACCAGGCGUCUCCGUGUUGCUCAUCGAAGCGGGUGGUGACCCGCCUAUUGAGUCGCAGUGGCCUGCUUUGCAAACUUAUACACUACGGAGUUAUCUGGACUGGAACUACACGACGACGCCAGACCCGGUAUCACAGCGCUGCCACAAGCAGCACUCGGGGAACUUGGUGGCGGGCCGUGUGCUGGGCGGCAGCACGGCACUCAGCUCGUUGUAUUACGUGCGCGGCAACCCCCGAGACUACGACACCUGGGCCGACCUGCUCGAUGACCGCAAUUGGAGCUGGGACGCCGUCUAUCCUUACUUUAAAAAAGGUGAAGACUUAAAAGACUGCGAAGUCCUGAGCUCCUCGUGCGCGAAAUAUUACGGUACCAGCGGAUACCUGGGACUAACUAGGGACCCCAAUCCCAAAUCGAGGAGAUAUUUGAACGCUUUUAAGGAAUUAAAUUAUUCGACCCCUCUAGAUAUUAAUGGAUGCUCUUUUUCGGGAUAUGUUCAGCAAAUGUUUAUGAUCGCCGACGGCGUGCAACAAAACACCGCUUACGCUUACCUCAGCCCCGUCAAAGACCGAGCGAAUCUUCACGUCCUUAAGCACGCGACGGUCUACGAAAUUUUAUUCGACAGUUCUGAUAGGGCCAUCGGAGUAAAACUGACAAAGGACAAUAAAAACAUAUCUGUGCGAGCUAGAAAAGAAGUGAUCCUGUCUGCGGGCACCUUCAACAGCCCCCAGCUUCUUAUGCUGUCGGGAAUUGGGCCCAAGGAGCACCUACAGGAGCUGGGCAUCCGCGUCCGCAGCGAUUUACCCGUCGGCUUUAACUAUCAAAAUCAUGUAUCCGUUUUUGUUCCUUUCAAAAUGGAUUACUCUCGAGCUCCGCUGGUGCCGACCGAUCCUCGUCGAAGUUCUCUGUUCACAUCGUUCAUCGGUAGCGUCCCGGCGAAUGGUUCUGCGGAUCGCAUAGAGUAUGAAAAUGUCAAUUACAUAGUGCAGCACGACUCGCAGGAUCUAUUACAGUUUUGUGCAUUUUAUCACGGUUACGAAAAUAGACUUUGUCAAACUUUAUUCGAUGAGAGCCGAGGCAGAGACGUGCUGCUUUCGUGCGCGGUUAUGCUGUACCCCGAGUCCCGCGGCCGCGUGAUGCUGCGCAGCGCGGACAUCGCCGAUCCGCCUCUUAUCGACGCGGGCAUCCUGCGCGACGAACGAGACUUGGAGCGAUACGUGGGUUACAUUGAAAAUACUCUCAGGCUACUAAACACCACGUUAUUAAGAAGCGUCAAAGCGGAGGUCGUAGACUUAAAAUUGCAAAUGUGCGAGGGGCUCGAGCUGUGGAGCAAACCGUAUAUUCGUUGCUACGUACGCUGUAUGGUGGCCACGCUGCACCACUACCUGGGCACGUGCGCCAUGGGUUCGGUGGUAGACAGUGAGCUGCGCGUGCACGGCGUGCGCGGUCUGCGCGUGGUAGACGCGAGCGUGAUGCCAAGCAACGUCGGCGGACCCACCACUGCAGCCGUCGUCAUGCUCGCUGAGAAAGCUGCCGACAUCAUAAAAUAUGGUCAUCACAAAAACAUAAAUAAUAAUCAGUGUGAGCCCGAACAAUAUACCCACCAUGAAAAAGACAUCGAACAUAAAAACUUACAAUUCCAAGAAACACAAAAAGAACAUGAAAAUUCUCAAUAUCAAGAAAUACAAAAAGAGGUGACACAUGCCUCCUCCUCCUCUCAAAAUCCCCUUGAGAAAACAAAAAAGGGUUCGAACAUGCAAAUUCUCAAAAUCCCAAUGAAAAAUACAAAAAAAGGACGGACAUAAAAAUUUUCAAAUCUUCAUCAAUUGUGGAUGAUGUUUUUAUUUUGUACUGCGUUAUCAUGAAUUUCUUCAGUUAAUGAAAACCACGCCUACUUAAAUCAUCAUCAUCUCACAUAUGUAAGGUCGCCGCAUCAGGUUUUCGUUUUCCAAAUCGACCUAUUUUCUCUCAUCACUACCUUCUUAAUCAUGACAUCUUGCAUGUAAUCAAUCCAAUCUUCUAACUAUCAAAUCUUUCUAGGUUAAGGUUAAGGUCUAAU
Molecule: messenger RNA, 2260 nt
Organism: Papilio machaon (common yellow swallowtail)
Lineage: Eukaryota; Metazoa; Arthropoda; Insecta; Lepidoptera; Papilionidae
Product: glucose dehydrogenase [FAD, quinone]
Exons: 3
Coding region: 6-2006 (666 amino acids)
Molecular function (GO): oxidoreductase activity, acting on CH-OH group of donors; flavin adenine dinucleotide binding
Source: RefSeq, a predicted model, not a curated record